Messenger RNA from Anneissia japonica, 3504 nucleotides. RefSeq lists its product as uncharacterized. The record is from RefSeq and is a predicted model, not a curated record. NCBI's taxonomy places the organism in Eukaryota, Metazoa, Echinodermata, Crinoidea, Comatulida, Comatulidae. The coding region runs from base 172 to 1530 and encodes 452 amino acids. The transcript has 6 exons.
UUUCAACCUUCCUUAUUCAGGACGGUGGACUGACUUCGUUGGGCCUAGCCUAUGUUUAGGCCUGCUCCCUUCCAGUGAUGAAAACAUUAUUAAGAAUCAGCAGAUGUUAAGCAGUAGUAAUACCUUAUGAAGGGAAGUAGGCCUUAAAAGGCUAGGACACUGAUUCUCAAAAUGAAGAAGAAAAAGGAAAAGUCAGGAAAAUCAGCAGUUCGCACCAAGUCGAUAACAAUCCAGUCGUACGAUGAAACACCUAACAGAUUCAAAUCCAAAAUGGACCCCAUCAACAAUGUGGAACUGCGGGAGAAUUUCCUAGAGCACGGUCGAAUUCCUAAGUUCCAAAUCCGUGCAUCGCAAAAUCUCCGUGCUCGACACAUAGAUAUAAAGUUUGAUUUACUAUCAGAGGCUACAGCGAUCUUGGAAAAAGUGUGCCGUUCAUUUGGAAGUGGCGAUGCAUUCAUUGAGAAAGCUUUUGGAGAUGAAAUAACAGUAGAGGAUGCAACUGAACAACUCAAAACCUAUCUGUACAAAAACAAUUGUAAUAACCAAGUAAAAAUCUGCUGGAGUAAAGAUUUAGUUUGCAGUGGUAAGAUGUGUUGGUAUGGGCCAUGCAUCCAAGCUAAUCGUCCAGAAGCGAGGUCAUUCAGUCUGUUGCUACAAAAUUCGAAGGAGAACAUGUUCAUACGAGAAAGAGGAAUCAAGUGUCUUGCUGACCAUGAAGUUGGUACACACUAUCUCCGUAUGUACAACGAUGGAUUGCAACCAUGGUUUUCACAGCGACAACAAUUUGGAAUUGGCGGCUUAAGAUCCAAGAAACUGCUGGAGACGGAGGAAGGGCUUGCCACUAUAAAUACUUUACUGAAGGCAAAGCAUCAGUUACUAUGGAAACCUGCAUUGCUUUACUAUACUGCAUGCAAGUCUUUGGAGAUGUCAUUCCAGCAGCUGUAUGAUCAUCUAGGCCUGUAUGUGAAGGAUUCAAACUAUCGCUGGAAGCUGGUGAUGAGGGUAAAGAGAGUGCUUGAUGAUGUCAACGAUCUAGGUGGCUAUGGCAAGGAUCAGUGCUAUUUCACAGGUGCUGUGCAACUUUUACGAAGCAUUGAUGAAAUUGACUUUCCACUGCUGUAUAGUGGACGGAUCUGUGUGGAAGAACUGCCUCGUGUACGACGACUUGCUCGCUUGGAGUGCAUCAAGCUACCAAGCUUUCUUCAGGAUGUUACGAAGUACAAAAAAGAGCUGUGGAACAUUGCUGUGAUGAAUGAUCUAAUAGCUAAAGAGAAGGUGCCAGUUAAGAGACGUACAAACAUCCACAAAAGAAAUGUCUCAGUCAAGAUAACCUCUGUCAAAAAACCUCCUAAGUUAAUUAAUAAUCAUCAUGUGACAAAGGCUCUUCACCAUCGAAUCACUCCUCCAUCGUCGUCAUUUAUAUCACCCAUUCCUUAUUCGCCUCAUAAAUGGAUACUUUCAAAGCGCCCUCGCUCUUGCCCAAAUAACUUACCAGCACCCAAGAAGAAUCUGCCACAAUGGAAAUACUGAGCUAAAAAUGUCUUUCUAGAAAAUAUUUGUGGAAUAUCGUAUAAAUUUUUAAUAUCCUUCCUUCUUUUGUUUUGCAGUUUUGCAUCAAAUAUAUUUUCAAUUUGUGUUUAAAUUUAUAUUAUACAUUAUUGUACACUUGUGGAACAUCAAGCAAUAUAUAUUUAUAAACUACUGUAGUAUGUAAAACAUUCAUGUGAAUAGAACAAGUAUAAAGAAAUGAAAACAUUCAUGAACAUGAUAUAUGUAUAUUCACAUUUAUGAAAUUAUGUGAAUUGAAUAUUGUUAUAUAUAUUUUGAAGGUAAAUCCUGUAUAUCUCUGAUCUAAACCAAUUAUAUAUAUAUAUGGUAAACCUGUGUAUACUGUCUCUCUAAAUAAAGAUACAUAUUAUAACCCAAUGCAAAACAAUCAUGGGAAAAAAGCAAGUAUAAAAUAAAUAAUGGAAUUGAAAUUAUAUUCAUUUAAUAAAUGAUGUGAAGUGAAUUUUAUAUAAAAUUAUAAUUUUUAAACAUAAGACAUGAAUUAAGCAAUGCAAGACUGUCAAUUCAUGCAAUCAAGUACAUAUUAUUAAUAUUAUUAUUAAAUCAUUAUUAUUAUUUAAAUUAUUACUCUAGGAUUUAUUAUUAUGUUUUUGUUAUUUUAGUUGUGGUCAAGUGAUGUGACCUUGAUAUGAUUAGAAGCAAAAAAUUGCACUUUUUAAAAUUGAAAAAAGCCUAAAGCUGACCAAUUUAAAUGCAGAAAUUAUCUACUCUACUUUUUGAAACAGCAUCCAUUUGGAAGCUGUAAUUAGGGUAAAUUACGUUUAGAUAUCGAAUAAUACAUUUAUUAUGGUUUUAUAAAGUUGUUGUUUUAUAUUUCUAUAUUUCUGAUGGACAGUUUAUUGUAUAUUAUGCAAAGGAGGACAUUAGCUUGGCCUCAUAGCUCUGUUGGUAGAGCUAACAAACAGCAUCCAGAGUUUCUUGGGUUUAAAUCUUGUUGAAGAUAAUAUUUUUUCAAAUAACCAUAUUAUUUUUUAUUAAGGGAUUUUGCAAUUCUGACAAAGAAAAUGAUGGCAAUAUGCAACCCUCUCGUCACCACUACUUAGUCCAUUUCUGAACUAAUUUAUCUGUGGUGACCUAUGCAACUCCUCCACUCCAGAAACUGAAUGUAUUCUCACUUAGUAGUACUUUUUUAAAUAUAGUUUGUAGGGUAGAUUUAUAGUAAUCAAAUACUUGGGUCAGAAAUAUAGUAAAUACCUACAUUUUCUCAAAUAAAAAAUACAUAUACUCAGUUUUGAAAUAUACAAGAGCAAACGUUCACCAGUCUGCAUGUUCCUCCACGCUUAAAUACGGUGCAGGCGCAAGUUAUUAUAUUGGGUUUUUUGGAAGAGCAAAUAAGAUAGAAAUUUUUAAAUAAUUAGAAUGUUUAUUUGUACAAAAUAAAAUUAUUUAGAAUGUUCAUUUUUACAAAAUUAAAAUAUCUUAAAAUUGAAAAAAAUAAAAUUUCUUAAAAUUGAAAAAAAAAAAUUGAAUACCAAGACUUAAGUUAUUUAGAAUACAUCCUUAAGCGACCGCGCCAUCCAUGCGACGUGCCCUAUUAGUGGUAAUGGCAGUAGUGCAGUCCUGGCCGAAACCCCUGUUUUAUUUAGUAAAUUUAGGGAGUCCAACUUAAAAAAAAGGGCGACGAAUGUUUGUUGGAAAUCACCUCUAGUUUAUGUGUACAAAAUUUCCUGCAUGUCCAUUUAAAACUGGCGGUGCUGGAUGCUUUUAAAAUUCUGGUAACAAGAACAAGAACAAACUGGGAUCAGCGCCUUGUGCGGGCCCAAAAAGUAAUCUACAAAGACUAUAAGAAUAAGAACUAUGUUACUUUGAACCAUUCUGUCUAUAAAUAUUUUUAUUGUUACAAAAAAUGUUUUUUACAGUACAGUAGUAUGAUAUUUUACAGAAAACCUUUUUUUUUUAAUACUGGAAUUAGCAAUAAAAGCAGAAGAAAGUUUG